AUGACACAAAUUAUUACUAGUUUAGUCUAUAUCCCUCGUGGUGAAAAUAAAAUUUAUGCCUAUCCACCUCUUCCUCAAGACUCUCCUUAUAUGUUUGAUAUUUUACCAACUCUUGCAUUCCCUGACACUGAAAGUAACCCAUGUUAUUUUGUUGUUCCAUCAAAUUCUCCAGUACAAAGAAUGUUUGGAAUAUCAAUGAUUUAUCCAUCACACUGUCUUGUAUUAUUAACGAACUCUCUUUCUUUUAAUCCAUUAUCACAAUUGUUAAAAGCAUACUACCCAUUGUUUUCACAUCCAAGUCCACAAUUAUUAACGUCAAUUUAUACUUCUAUGAAUAACUCUCCAUUGAAACCAGAACCAAUUAUCCCACCAGAAAAUUUGUUUUCUUCUAUUAUUAAACUAAUGAAAUUAUUAUUGCUUCCAUUUAAAACAGUUGUUUAUUCAUCAAAACCAUCAGAUUCAUCGUUGUCUAUUCUAUUCUUAAUGUGUUCUAUUCCAGGUGUAUUUGUUAAACCAAAUAGAGAAUCAAAUGAAGCUCUUGGAUUUCCAUUACAACUUGACACCGCAAAUCAUCCUAUUAUUCCACACUUCCCAGGAAGUUUGAUUGACAAAAUUAUUGGAACAGAAGGCUAUAUAAUUGGAACGUCAAAUCCAAUAUUCAGUGAAUUAACAAAGGAUUGGGAUGUUGUGAUUAAUCUUGACACAAAUAAAGUUUCUUGUCAAAAAGAAAUUCAGGGUGUAAUUGCUGAUACCAGAGAGGAUAAAUUAUUAAUUGUAAGAAUGAAAGAGGCUUAUCAACGUAAAAAUAUUAUUAGUAUAAUACAAAUGAUUGAAUGGUAUUAUCAAGGGCUGUUAAAUACAAUAACUCCAUUUGCUAAAAAAAUUUCCAUUGUUUCUUGGAAUGAAAUAGCCUCAACCCCUGCUAGUGAAUAUGGAAUGGAAUUUUUAAAGGAGUGGUUAGCUGCACCAUCAUUCCAAGAAUGGAAAGAACAUGUUGUUGUAGAUAAAGCAUUAAAAUUUAAUAUUAAACAUCCCGGAAAAACAAUAAAUACAGGCUUUGGUGUUUAUACCUCAGAGACUAUUGCGGCAUAUAUCACAGGGGAUUGGAUGAUUAAAAGUGCUGUUAAAGUUGAUAAUUUGUACAAAGGAUUAGAGUCAUAUUGGAAAAAAGAAGAUGAUACUACUCAAACAAAUGAAGUUGAAGAACAACCAAUAAUUAUAAAUGAAAAAGCGUGUUAA
Entamoeba nuttalli P19 is the source of this 1239-nucleotide messenger RNA. RefSeq lists its product as hypothetical. Lineage: Eukaryota; Evosea; Mastigamoebida; Endamoebidae. The transcript has a single exon. The record is from RefSeq and is a predicted model, not a curated record. The coding region runs from base 1 to 1239 and encodes 412 amino acids. Gene Ontology annotation, cellular component: cytoplasm.